Messenger RNA from Drosophila serrata, 2517 nucleotides. It is a transcript of the gene mdlc, whose product is annotated as RING finger protein mdlc. Gene Ontology annotation, biological process: snoRNA splicing. Gene Ontology annotation, cellular component: U2-type spliceosomal complex. The record is from RefSeq and is a predicted model, not a curated record. Gene Ontology annotation, molecular function: metal ion binding. NCBI's taxonomy places the organism in Eukaryota, Metazoa, Arthropoda, Insecta, Diptera, Drosophilidae.
UAAGAAGAAGCACUGCGAAAAUAUUUGCGAAAUCGCGCACGUGAAUGUUUUUGAGUUUAAUUAACAACAAGUACAUCUAAUUAAAAGCUGUACCAUGUCGGAAGAAGCGGCCAGCACCUCGGCCUUUGGCUUCAAGAAGCGAAACAUCAACAAAGGUGCUGCCAUGCGUCGCAAAAAGGAAAGUAGCAGCAGCAAUGACUCAGCAAAGAGCAGUGAUGAGGAGGCCCAGGGCAAAGCUACCGCAAUGGCCCGGGCGGAGAAUCGCAGAAAGCGAACCAAUCCCAAUUUUCAGAGCACCAAGACAUUAAACAAAGCGAAGCGUCAGGCAGGAGCACCCGACGGAGACGCAUCGUCAUCUGCCUCCGAAGACGACAAACUCGGAGUGGCCUACAAGUCAAAGCGCGAGGCCCUGCCCAGUGGUCCGCAGGAUCAGGGGGCCACGUCCAUCAACGAAAUGGACACAGAACUCGACCGCGAUGCCCAGGCCAUCCAUGCGCGGGCCUUAAAAAUUAACGAGGAUCUCGAGGGUAAGGCGGACGACAAGAUUUACCGCGGAAUCAACAACUACGCGCAAUAUUAUAAGAAGCAAGACACUGCCGCGGGAAAUGCCAGUUCCGGUAUGGUGCGAAGCGGACCAAUUAGGGCACCUGCUCACCUCCGGGCCACUGUGCGGUGGGACUAUCAGCCGGAUAUCUGCAAAGACUACAAGGAAACGGGCUACUGUGGCUUUGGCGACAGCUGUAAGUUCCUGCACGAUCGCAGCGAUUACAAGGCUGGCUGGCAGCUCGAGAUGGAUCACGAGAGUGAGCGGCGGGGUGAUGCCGAUUCUGAUGGCGACGAUGGCAAAUAUGAGAUUCACUCGGAUGAGGAAUCUCUGCCUUUUAAAUGUCACAUAUGCCGGCAGAGUUUCGUCAAUCCUGUGGUGACCAAAUGUAAGCACUAUUUCUGUGAAAAGUGCGCCUUAGCCCAGUACAAAAAGUCUCAACGCUGCAUUAUAUGCUCCCAGCAGACAAAUGGCAUUUUCAAUCCCGCCAAGGAGCUAAUAGCUCGUCUAAAAACAAAUCCCAUGCAAAACUCUGAUAGCGAGGAGGAAGAUGUGCAGGAAGCUAAUAAAGGAAAUGAAGAGGAACCUGCUCAGGAGAUUUCCUCCGAUGAGAGCGAUUAAAUAAAUUUUAAAGCCAGCGGGUGCAGUUUCGUAGCUGUCAGUUUGAUUGCGGUCAACCAACUUGCAUCAAUUUGCUGCCUGCUACAAAGAGCGAUUUUAUGAAAUUUUGGGUAAGAAUAUUAAAUAUACUUCUUUAAUUAUGUAUAUACAUUUCCUGCGUACUUUAGGAAAAGGGGCUUUUCAUUCGCUUAAGCGGAUUCCUUAAGUUUAGGUUCUGUACGACUGAAAAUAUGAGCAGCUUGAAACAGGUUCUCCAUACAAAUUGUACUUUCUUUAUAAUUAGUCAGACACACUUCUUAUAAACCACUGCUUUUGACGGCUACUUUUCUAAUCGUGGUUUUUGAAUCCUUUGCUAUCCGACUAAUUAUAUAAAAUAUUUCGAAAUUCAAUCAUUUAGUCAAAGGAAUACCCUAAAUAUUUAUAAAAUGUAAAAUACGUGUAGAGAAACAGUAGAUGGCGCAUUGAAUGAGUUGCCACAUUUGCAAAUAUUUUGAAUUUAAUUGAAAUAGUUUAGUUUAAAUAUAAAUAUACUUCAUAAUUGUUGGCUCCAAUGCAAGCCAAGGAUUGUAAACAAGGGUCGUAAACAAUAUAUAAUUAUGUCCCAGGGACAGGGUCUACUAAAAGAUUUCAAUAAGAACAAAGAACAUAAGUAUAUUUAUAAUUUUAGGUGUUUAAUCCGUCAAGCACAUGUCUAUAGGGAUUCCUAGCCUUUUCCUGAACAGGUUAAAUUGUGUAAACAAUGUGUCCGAAGGUUCGUAAGGGACGUUAUGGUUCGGGACGGGAUUCUAAUAACAAGUUUUGAUACUUCUGAUUAUUUAGUAUUACUAGACUUCGUAUGAGCAGGACUCUUCUUUAAUUCUCUUAGUUGAACCUGGGUUUAAGUCCGAAGGGUCUCAUUGUAAUUACUUAAUUAUUUGGUGCUCCUGGCUCAAAUAGAAUCAUGAAAUGAAUGCUUAAUUCUCUUUUCUGAAAGCGAACUUCUCGUUUCAUACUUUCGCUUUCCGAAGAUGUGAUAAGCUGCUAUUGGCCAAUAAGCCUAUUGCCUUUUAACUUUGUAUCCUAGACAGACUUUUGGCAAGGAAAAUGGUUCUAUUAAUCUGACCAAUUUUGAAACUCCUAUUGAGCCUGCCAUGCCCUUCGAGAGCGCUGCAUAAUCUUGUCUUCGUAUCUAUUUUAUUUUUUUUUGUCUUAGAUAUUAUAUCUGGGUUGCUAUUCACUUUUUUCGGAAGGGAGUAGUCAGGAGCUGCUACAAGUCUUGGAUAAUGAAAUAAUUUCUUGGAAAGCACUAUUAAGCGCCUGUCCAAAAUAGAUCCAUUUACUAUAUUUUUGCUCUGUAUUUCUGGUUUGGCUUU